AGCCACUUGCUCCAUCUGCCUGGAAUAUUUCAAGGAUCCCGUGGUUAUAAACUGUGGCCACAAUUUUUGCCAAACUUGCCUCACCAGGUGUUGGGAAAAUUUGGGCACAGAGGCUUCCUGUCCUCAGUGUAGACAAAUUGUCCUGGAAAAGAAAUUCAGGCCCAACCGACAACUGGCGGGUGUUGUGGGAGUGGUGCAGAAACUUUUGUUGAGAAGACAGGCACAAGGGGAGAAGGCCGUGUGUGAGAAGCACCAGGAGCCCCUGAAACUCUUUUGCCAGAAUGAUCUCGCCCCCAUUUGUGACGUCUGCCACUCCUCCGAAAUGCACCAAGAUCACAGUGUGCUUCCUAUGGAGGAGGCUUCUCAAAAAUGUAAGGAGAAAAUCCAAGCAUGGGUGAAGGUCGUGAAGGAAGAAAGAGCAAAGGUGGUUGUUCAGGAUUUGGCUGAGCAAAAGAGAAGCCAGACCUCUCUGAAACAAUUAGAAGAGAAGAAAAUCAUAUUGACUUUUGAGCAGAUGCAGACAUUCCUUGAUGAGAAGUCAUCUUAUUGGCUGGCCUGCCUGGAAGAUCUGAAGGGGAAAUUUGAGGAAAAGCAACAGGAAAAUGUCACCAGGCUCUCUACAGCGUUUGCUAGCCUUGAUAAGCUGAUUUCCAAGAUAGAGGAGAAGUGCCAGCAGCCCACAAGUGAAUUCCUGCAGGACAUCAAAAACACACUGGAUAGAUGUGAGCAAAAACCAGGGAUGCAGCUGGCGGAACUUUCUGGGUUGGAGGAGACACUCGAGAUUUGCAGUCAAAGAAAUUCUGCUCUAGAGGAGGCCAUCCAGAAAUAUAAAGAUAGUGCUUACCAGUCAUUAACAAGG
This is a messenger RNA of Pogona vitticeps (central bearded dragon), 859 nucleotides long. NCBI's taxonomy places the organism in Eukaryota, Metazoa, Chordata, Lepidosauria, Squamata, Agamidae. The record is from RefSeq and is a predicted model, not a curated record.